Saccharomycopsis crataegensis is the source of this 720-nucleotide messenger RNA. RefSeq names its product dolichyl-phosphate beta-D-mannosyltransferase (gene DPM1). The record is from RefSeq and is a predicted model, not a curated record. Gene Ontology annotation, biological process: dolichol-linked oligosaccharide biosynthetic process; protein O-linked glycosylation via mannose; GPI anchor biosynthetic process. Gene Ontology annotation, cellular component: endoplasmic reticulum membrane. The transcript has a single exon. Gene Ontology annotation, molecular function: dolichyl-phosphate beta-D-mannosyltransferase activity. Lineage: Eukaryota; Fungi; Ascomycota; Saccharomycetes; Ascoideales; Saccharomycopsidaceae. The coding region runs from base 1 to 720 and encodes 239 amino acids.
AUGGCUGGGGAUAAAUAUUCUGUGAUUUUGCCUACCUACAACGAAAGAAAGAAUCUUCCAAUCAUCACUUAUUUGUUGGCUAAGACUUUUCAAGAAAAUAAGUUAGAUUGGGAAGUUAUUAUUGUCGAUGAUGCCUCUCCAGAUGGAACCCAAGAAGUUGCUAAGCAAUUGAUCAAGUUAUACGGUGAAGAACAUAUCUUAUUGAAGCCAAGAGCCGGUAAGUUGGGUUUGGGUACUGCUUAUGUCCACGCCUUGAAUUUCGUUAGUGGUAACUUUGUGAUUAUCAUGGAUGCUGAUUUCUCUCACCACCCUGAGUCCAUUCCUGAAUUCAUCAAGAAGCAAAAAGAAGGCAAUUUUGACAUUGUUACUGGUACCAGAUACGCUGGUAAUGGUGGUGUUUACGGUUGGGAUUUGAAGAGAAAAUUAGUGAGUAGAGGUGCCAACUUUUUGGCUUCUACCGUUUUGAACCCAAGAGUUAGUGAUUUGACUGGUAGUUUCAGAUUGUACAAGAAGCCAGCCUUAGAAAAGAUUAUUGCCAUCACCAAAUCAAAGGGUUAUGUCUUCCAAAUGGAAAUGGUUGUCAGAGCCAGAAGUUUGGGUUUGACCAUUGGCGAAGUUCCAAUCAGUUUCGUUGAUAGAUUGUAUGGUGAAAGUAAAUUGGGUGGUGACGAAAUUGUUGGCUACUUGAAAGGUGUUUGGAAUUUGUUUGUUUCCGUCUAA